AUGGUCGGUAAACAAGCCUGGAGGACCCACACCCUCUCACAGCCCCGGGCCUCUCCCCUCACUAGGAAAGCCCAAGAUGGAAGCGCGGCGAAGCCAGCCCGUGUCCCCCCUCCCCUCUCCUCGCCGGCGACGCUGGCCCCGGGGGUGGGGUGGGGGGAGAUGCAGGGGGGGGCGGCCCGGGAGACCCAGCGGCCAGGGUGCCGUGAGGGAGCGAGGGGCCGGCCAGGCCGCGCGGCGGGGCCGCCAGGGGCCUGA
Messenger RNA from Rangifer tarandus platyrhynchus (Svalbard reindeer), 255 nucleotides. The record is from the annotation of a GenBank genome assembly. NCBI's taxonomy places the organism in Eukaryota, Metazoa, Chordata, Mammalia, Artiodactyla, Cervidae.